AUGAUAUUCAUUAGACGAUCUGUACUUACUACUGUAACAUUACUAGGAAUAUUAACCGUCAUUUAUUUAAUGACAACUUCCAAUUCCACUUCAAUUGAACAAUCAUUAUCAAAUAUUUCCAACCUUUCCAAAGAAGAUGUUUUGAAAUUCACUAAACAAGAUACAAAUCCUCCAUCAACACCAGAUCUUAAAAAAGAUGAAAUUGUUUCUGAAGACAGUAAUGGAGAUGAACAACAGGUUGAAUUUACUGAAACUCCAUUUAUGCCUAAAAUGGCCAAUGAAACUUUGAAAGCUCAACUUGGUAAUGCAUCUUGGAAAUUAUUUCAUACUAUUUUAGCAAGAUAUCCUGAUAAACCAACUGUUCAAGAACGUAAUACAUUAGAAAAUUAUAUUCAAUUGUUUGCUCAAGUAUAUCCUUGUGGUGAUUGUGCUCGUCAUUUCCAGAAAUUAUUAAAGAAAUAUCCACCUCAAACAAGUUCAAGAAAAACAGCUGCUUUAUGGGGAUGUCAUGUUCAUAAUAUAGUUAACGAGAAGUUACAUAAGGAUGAAUAUGACUGUACCACCAUCUUGGAAGAUUAUGAUUGUGGAUGUGGUGAUGAUGAAAAGGAAAAGGAUUACACUUUAAAAGGAGAAAGUAUGGAACAUUUAAGACAAAUUAAGAUUGACGAAAAGAAAGAUAUUCAAAAAGGUGGAUAA
Messenger RNA from Candida tropicalis MYA-3404, 696 nucleotides. RefSeq names its product flavin-linked sulfhydryl oxidase. The transcript has a single exon. The record is from RefSeq and is a predicted model, not a curated record. Gene Ontology annotation, cellular component: mitochondrion. NCBI's taxonomy places the organism in Eukaryota, Fungi, Ascomycota, Pichiomycetes, Serinales, Debaryomycetaceae. The coding region runs from base 1 to 696 and encodes 231 amino acids. Gene Ontology annotation, molecular function: flavin-dependent sulfhydryl oxidase activity; flavin adenine dinucleotide binding.